AUUCUCUUCUCCGGCUCUUCAACGCCUCUAGCAUCUUCCCCCUUUCUCUCUCUUCAUGUGAUACACCACUUGUUGAGUAUUGGUGAUACUUAUUAUACUAGCUGCUAGCAAGGUAAACUUUUCCCCUUCAAACAGAGAAACAGAGGAAGAGAAGCCUAUUUUUCAUACCAAUCCUGCAACAUCUUUCUUAACUCAUCAUGGGAACUCAGGCAGAUACAGAUAUGGAUGAAAAACUAGCGCAACAGAAAGCAAUUGAUGACUGGCUUCCAAUUACUUCUUCAAGGAAUGCCAAAUGGUGGUACUCAGCAUUCCACAAUGUCACUGCCAUGGUUGGAGCUGGUGUUCUUAGUCUCCCUUAUGCUAUGUCUGAACUUGGAUGGGGACCUGGUGUGACUGUACUGAUCCUCUCAUGGAUCAUCACCUUGUACACGCUGUGGCAAAUGGUUGAGAUGCAUGAAAUGGUUCCUGGAAAACGAUUUGACAGAUACCAUGAACUGGGUCAGCAUGCCUUUGGUGAAAAGCUUGGUCUUUACAUUGUGGUGCCUCAACAACUUAUAGUUGAAAUUGGGGUGAACAUUGUGUACAUGGUCACUGGGGGGAGAUCAUUGCAGAAGUUCCAUGAUACAGUGUGUCCUGACUGCAAAAAGAUCAAAUUGACCUUUUUCAUCAUGAUUUUUGCCUCUGUUCACUUUGUAUUGUCUCACCUCCCCAACUUCAACUCCAUUUCUGGUGUAUCUUUGGCUGCAGCAGUCAUGUCCUUAAGCUAUUCUACAAUUGCUUGGGGAGCUUCUGCUCAUAAGGGUGUUGUAGAAGAUGUGCAAUAUGGUUACAAAGCUAAGAGUACAGCAGGUACAGUUUUCAACUUCUUUAGUGCCCUUGGGGAUGUGGCUUUUGCCUAUGCUGGACACAAUGUGGUGCUGGAAAUCCAAGCAACAAUUCCAUCUACACCAGAGAAGCCAUCCAAGGGUCCUAUGUGGAGAGGAGUGGUGGUCGCCUACAUAGUCGUGGCUCUGUGCUACUUCCCGGUUGCUCUAGUCGGUUACUGGAUGUUCGGGAACACGGUUGACGACAACAUCCUCGUCACCCUAGAGAAGCCAAGAUGGCUAAUUGCCAUGGCUAACAUGUUUGUUGUUGUCCAUGUUAUUGGAAGUUAUCAGAUCUAUGCAAUGCCAGUGUUUGACAUGAUUGAAACUGUGAUGGUGAAGAAGUUGCACUUCAAACCUACCAGAAUACUUCGUUUCAUUGUGCGCAAUUUGUAUGUUGCAUUCACAAUGUUCCUUGCUAUAACCUUCCCCUUUUUCGGCGGUCUCCUUGGAUUUUUCGGAGGAUUUGCUUUUGCUCCAACAACAUAUUUUCUUCCCUGUGUCAUGUGGCUUGCUAUCAAAAAACCAAGGAAAUACAGCUUGUCAUGGUGCACUAACUGGAUCUGCAUUGUGCUUGGCCUGUGUUUGAUGAUUCUAUCACCUAUUGGAGGAUUGAGGACAAUCAUAAUUAAAGCCAAGAAGUACGAGUUCUACUCUUAAACUCAUUCCCCACUGAACCAAUGAUGCGAAGGUGUAGCAAGCAAGUUACUCAAUGAUAUUUACUUAAUAGAUUAGAUGAGGAGCUUCCACACACCCUGCAUUUAGGUGGAAAAGAAAAUUAUGGCUACAAAACAAGUUAAAGAGAAUUUUAUAGAUGUCAUCUUUGUCAUUUUUAUAUUACUCUGAAUGUAUAUUGGUUUUCUCUUUGUUUGGCUUUGCUAUAUUAUUUUUUUUUCCAACACUCGAGUUCAUACUUGAACACCUUUAGUAAUGGUUUACCGUCUAAUGGUUUUUCAGUCAA
This is a messenger RNA of Lotus japonicus, 1824 nucleotides long. RefSeq names its product lysine histidine transporter 1-like. The record is from RefSeq and is a predicted model, not a curated record. The transcript has 8 exons. NCBI's taxonomy places the organism in Eukaryota, Viridiplantae, Streptophyta, Magnoliopsida, Fabales, Fabaceae. Gene Ontology annotation, cellular component: plasma membrane. The coding region runs from base 198 to 1523 and encodes 441 amino acids.